AACGUAAACUAACAUUCAAGGGUCACUAUGAGUAUCAGUAUGUGAACACGCAAAAAGUUCAUAAUGCUCUGAACUUUUUAAAAGCCCAGAACAAGUGGUACACUGAUGUACAUAUCAACAACGAGUGGUCUAAUCCGUUGGAAAAGGUUACAAUUGAAGAGGCUUGUGGCUCUGGGCCUGGCCAGCCCGCUUGUGGCUCUGGGCCUGGCCAGCCCGCUUGUGGCUCUGGGCCUGGCCAGCCCGCUUGUGGCUCUGGGCCUGGCCAGCCCCGCUUGUGGCUCUGGGCCUGGCCAGCCCGCUUGUGGCUCUGGGCCUGGCCAGCCCGCUUGUGGCUCAGUUGAUGUUCCAGAACAUUACACUGAUAACCAGCACCAUGGAAUGUAUUUGGAUACAUGCUUGCAACCUGUUGACAUUGCACAAGAAAUUCUGGACAAUCACUUUGAAAGUAUUUUAUCUGUUGCUCCUGCUGAAGGAAAUAGCCCUGUAAGAUUGCUCAGUGACAUUGCUAAUGAGGCAAAGUGUUUUCCUGUCCUUUUUCCAAAAGGAACAGGCACAUUCCACGAACAGAGAGAUCACAGAAUUACACUUGCUAAAUAUCUAAAAAGCAGAAUAUUAAAUGCAGAUGGCAGAUUUGGAAAGAAUUUGGAAUAUAUUUUCUAUGCACAAUACUUGUCUGAAAUUAAUCAAGUGGUUUCCAAUGUAUCAAUAGCUUUGAGAAAAGGAUAUCAGGGACAGCAUAACACUGAUGUUGCGUCAUCUUCAUCUAACAACCCAGACUUUUUGAAAGACCUCUUAAACUAUGAUAUGGGCUACAAGUUUUUGAAACCAAUUAGAGGCACACCUGUAUUUUGGCAAGGUGUUCAGAAGGACUUGAUGGCCAUGGUGAGAACCCUUGGAAUUCCCACAUUCUUUAUGUCAUUUUCUUCUGCUGAUUUACGCUGGCCAGAAUUUAUGGAAGCAUUUAUGUAUGCAGACAAUGUCAUAGGCAAUAUUGCUGACAUGGAAUGGACCCAAAAGUGUGACUUGUUAAAAAAUAAUCCUGUAACAGCAGCUAGAAUGUUUGACCAUAGGUUUCAUUGUUUGUUAAAAGAAGUCAUAAUGUCUCCAGCUCAACCCAUUGGAAAGGUCAUUGAUUACUUUUACAGAGUAGAAUUCCAGCAACGUGGCAGUUGUCACACACACUGCCUUUUUUGGGUGGAGUCACCUAAGAUUGGUGUAAACACCAAUGAAGAAGUUAUCACAUUUAUUGACAAAUAUGUGACAUGUGAGCUUCCACCUGAAAGUGACCCCAUGCAUGAAGUUGUCUCUAGUGUUCAGAUGAACCAUUAAGGGAAGAGAAAAUAAAUACAUUGAGAGCCAACUUACACAAUUUGCAGAUACUAGUCAUAGAUGAAAUCUCAAUGGUUGACAACAAGAUAUUAA
This is a messenger RNA of Fundulus heteroclitus (mummichog), 1422 nucleotides long. RefSeq lists its product as uncharacterized. Lineage: Eukaryota; Metazoa; Chordata; Actinopteri; Cyprinodontiformes; Fundulidae. The record is from RefSeq and is a predicted model, not a curated record. The transcript has 3 exons. Bases 106 to 1329 code for a protein of 407 amino acids.